Molecule: messenger RNA, 539 nt
Organism: Chrysoperla carnea
Lineage: Eukaryota; Metazoa; Arthropoda; Insecta; Neuroptera; Chrysopidae
Product: irregular chiasm C-roughest protein-like
Exons: 5
Coding region: 84-539 (151 amino acids)
Biological process (GO): cell-cell adhesion
Cellular component (GO): cell-cell junction
Molecular function (GO): cell adhesion molecule binding
Source: RefSeq, a predicted model, not a curated record
GGGAAAUUCUGGGUGCAGCGAUUAAACACGAUAUAAUUUUAUUUGUGAUUCCACAUGAAAGAUGAACUUCUGAUUGAAUCAAGAUGGAUAAUGUCAUAAAUCUGUGUCUUUUAAUUGUGGCUGUAUUAGGCGUAUGGUCUGUUGAAACAACACCACAACAAUAUUUUCGAAUGCAACCCCGAAAUAUUCGAGUACACGAAGGUGGAGAAGCAAUGCUGGAAUGUGAAAUCACACAUUUAGCAGGUGCUGUUCAGUGGACAAAAGAUGGUUUUGCGUUAGGAUUUAGUUCGGUGAUUCCCGGAUUUCCUAGAUAUUCAAUUGUUGGAGAUCGUCGACAUGGUGUAUUUAAUUUACGCAUCAGCAAUGCUUCAUUGGAUGACGAUGCUGAUUUUCAAUGUCAAGUUGGACCAGCCAAAUUUAAUAAAGCCAUUCGUGCAAAUGCAACUUUAACUGUUAUAUCGCGCGAAAAAAACCCAAUUAAAAUUCAAAUUCCUAAAAAAAUCGAUUUAUACACAAUAGCUGUAUCAUUUAUGGAAUAA